AAGGCGUCGAGGCCGUCGUAAAAAUCGACGCCGUAAAGCCAGUGGAGGCUGUGGUGGCCGUGGUGCGUCGCCAUGCCGCUGAUGAAAGGGCGCGCGGCGGUGCGCCGCACGCUCGACUACCUGCAGCGGGGCGACGUCAUCUUCCGCAGCGCCGUCAAGAUCAUGGCCGUCAACUACAACACGAGCGGCACACGCAGCGACGGCACCAGGAAGUUCGUGUUCUUCACGGUGCCGCAAAUCCAGUUCAAGAACCCGUGGGUGCAGAUCGUGGCGUUCAAGAACGUGACCCCCUCGCCCUUCCUGCGCUUCUACCUGGACACCGGGGAGCAGAUCCUGGUGGACGUGGAGGACAAAACGAACCAGGAGAUCACGGCGCACGUCAAGAAGCUCAUGGGCAAGUCACCGGAGCAGUUGGCGGAGGACGAACGCGCGCGCCUCGUGCUGUCCAACCCCGCCAACUUUGGCCGCAACGAUCGCUACGAGCGCAAGUGCCUGUGCGAGGUCGAAGGUCAGGUGCCCUGUCCGGCCAUUGUGCCGCUGCCCAAGGAGAUGCGCGGCAAAUACCGCAACGCCAAAAUGGAGGACACUGCGUAGACGACGGGUGGACGCCGGGGGCAGCAACAAUGACCACGUGGGCACAGCGGCGAUGUGGUGUGGGCGAUGUCGGCGAAACUGGGUGGACGAUGGCACCCCCCCUCUCCCCUGCCUCACUACUCGCUUCACGUGUGACCUGGCCCCUUUUGUCAUUCCACUGCUGGAUGAUGGCCUCUCCACGCCCUGUGGGCCACGACGGGUUGCUUGACUGUACUUUACGCUGGUUGGUGAAGAGGCCCUUGCAGUGACGGGAGGAAAGAUUGAAUGCGGGAAACACGGCGGUUUUGCGAGGUAAAACAAUCUUCCCCUCCAGUACCCGAUUAGUGCAGCGAAGUUGCGUGCAGCAAUGGAUCGUUGUCGUUGAUGGGCCCUCUUAAAAGUGGUCGUGAAAUGAAGCCGUGGGUCGUAUCCAUCGCCCAUUUGACUAUCGGUUUCCCACCCCUCUUGCCCUAAACUCUCAUCCCGGAAUGAACGCCACUCUGAAAUCUGUGCACUGCGCUGUACACGAGACGAAUCGGAGCUGUGCGUCAGGUUUUUCAUGUUUGUACUUUAUGUUUAUUGUGCAACGACAUUAACCGUAACCGCUUCUGGAGAGCGUUUAAUAAACAGAUUGCCUGGGUUGGCGACACCGACAAA
Lethenteron reissneri (Far Eastern brook lamprey) is the source of this 1230-nucleotide messenger RNA. RefSeq names its product mitochondrial ribosomal protein S25 (gene MRPS25). NCBI's taxonomy places the organism in Eukaryota, Metazoa, Chordata, Hyperoartia, Petromyzontiformes, Petromyzontidae. The record is from RefSeq and is a predicted model, not a curated record. Gene Ontology annotation, molecular function: structural constituent of ribosome. Gene Ontology annotation, cellular component: mitochondrion.